Messenger RNA from Physella acuta, 3004 nucleotides. Its product is annotated as nucleolar transcription factor 1. The record is from RefSeq and is a predicted model, not a curated record. NCBI's taxonomy places the organism in Eukaryota, Metazoa, Mollusca, Gastropoda, Physidae.
CGCUUCCAUUUUCACUAUUGAACGGCACGCGCAUGUUUUGAUUUUAUUAUUUACAUCUUUUAAUCAAGUUUUUAAGACUAGAUCUAAAAUCUAGACAUUUUUAAUGUAAUUAAUGCUUAGGAAAUAAUCUGGCAAAUGGACUGGAGUUUUGAGGAGCAGGUAUCUUUGCUUGAGCAAAUUGAGGCUCUCGCAGCAGAAAGUACAAAACCUUUUAAUUCUUUUAUGUCAGCUUUUGAAUGGAAAGAUGUUAAUAUCACUGGAAAAGAUGCUGACCAGUGCAAGGAAAUGUUCACCAAGCUUACACAUAAGACUCGCAAAUAUAGGACUGCAGCUGAAGUAACCAGAGACUCCAUUGAAACCCUAAAGCAAGAUGGUUUUAAAAUUGAUUCUAAAAAUUACCCUGACCUACCUAAAAAGCCACCCAGCUCCUACUCUUUAUUUAUAAAAGAGCAGUCUGAUGGUUUUCAAGGCAACAGCUUCCAAGAAAGAAAUGCCAAGUUAAGCAAGCUAUGGAAGGAAUUGCCUGAAGAAGAUAAGAAGUAUUAUAAAAUUAAGAGCCAAAAGCUGAGAGAAAAAUACAAUGAGACAUUAGAGAUAUUCAAGCAAAAUCACCCAGGCAUUAAAAUCCCUGGUAGCACAACCAGCCGUCCACAGUGUCAUCCUGUAAAAUUGUUUAUUGAAUCUAGAAUAGGAAAAGUUCAAGCCAAAAACCCAGAUCUCAGCCAUGCGGAUUGCGUAAAGAAAUGUACAAAGAAAUAUGAAGACCUGUCUGAUAGAAAGAAACUGAAGUGGAUUCAGAAGGCUAAGAAUGCAUUUCAGCAGGAAUAUCAGGGGAAAAAACCCUCUUCCACCUCUAAUAACUUUGCCAAUUUUCUUACAAAAGAAGAAAAAAGAAUUUGGGAGUCCCACUUUGGAAAGCCAAUACCACCUGCAAAAAAUGUGUUCCAGUACUUUACUAAUAAUGAACGAGCUUCAUUAUCACACUUGCCAAUUGCCGAACAGAGCAGAGAGUUGUCUGCACGCUAUAACGAUCUCUCUAAAGAAAAACAUUUGGAGCUACACAACCGUUUAGUGGAGGAAGUAAAGCAGUAUUCUGACAGCUACAAGCAGUAUUAUGCAAAGCUUCCAGAAGAUGAAAAAAAACCUGAGGAGCUGCCCUCAGUAGUUCUAAGACCUUAUAAUAAAAUUCUGAAUUCUAGUAAACCAACUGCAAGAAAAAGAAAAAAAGAUAAGCAGCAAAUAGGUAUAGAAGACAAUGACCUGAAAGUCAACGAAAGAGCCUCUACCAGUACAGAAGAUUUUAAAACACCAUCCAAAAAACAUAAGAAAGACAAAAAGAAAAAAAGUGCAUCGAGGGAUGACAGCAUAGCCAAUGAUGGAAAAUCUAGCAGUACAGAAGAUGAUUCAUUUCUAACGCAACUUUCUCCUAAGUCACUUGAAAAAAAGAAAACUGAGAUUGAAGACCAUAUAGGGAGUUCAAGGAAGAGAAAUCUGAAGGGAGAUUUUGAUGAGUCAUAUUCUUCGUCAACAAAGAAAAGGAAAUCGGGGCAGUCAACUAACAAAUCAGCAUCUUUUGAGACCUCACCACACUCAUCAGGAUCUGUAGAAAGUGAAGCUCCACAGAUACAGCAUUCUCCUGUAGAUGAAAAAGUGAAUGAUGCCCUCUUUUCAUUUUUUUCUCCUGUUCGGACUCCAAUAACCAAGCCUAAAAAGAAGAAGCACUGAUGUCCACACCAGCCAUUUAUUGCAGAUUCAUCCAUCAUCUGAUUCUAGGCCAUUCAUUCAAACCCCUGUUGAAUUAUUUAUUGAUUUUUUAAAAUAUAAUUAUUCAACUUUUAAAGAUAAUUUUAUUCGAUCAUUUUUAAUUAUAUAACUAUUUUAAUGAUUAUUUUGUUUUAGAAUGAAGUUUCAUUUUUGUGAAGUACUGGUUUGUUUUCUUUUUCUUGUUGAACUUUUUAUCCAAGUGUAUUUUUUUUUGGUAUGCACAUGAGCUGGUUGUCUCUUCUAAUCUAUACCAUUGUGUCAGCUUUGAUUACUCUUUAGUUUUUCUAUGAAAGUUUAUGUCUAGUCACUUGAAAGUUGAAAAUUCUGUCCCUUCAUUAUACUACCAAGAUCACAUUAAAAGAUGUGCUCACCUGUAGAUUUCCUCAGGAAUUAAAAGGCUUCUUAUGCUAGCAGGCAUUUUAUGCACAAAUCCAACCACCAUCAUUUUUGUUCUGUGCAAUUUUUUUGUGUUAAUGUUACUAAAUGUAUAAACUGUUGUGCCUUAAAAAUUGCACUUGAGAUAUCUUGUUUAAUGUUGGAUAAUUGUUUGAUCUAUUAUGCAGAUUAGUUCUUGAUUUAAAUGAACUGAUUAUUUUUCUAUGUAUUUUUAGCAUUGUAAUUUAAAUAUUUGUUUAGAUUUGAUCAACGAAGUUUUUACAUAAAUGUGUAGAUACUGUAAUUUUUUAGCCCAAUUUAAUGUAACAGCUCAUGGAAUACACACAUAAUUUUUGUAUUUAAAAAUGUUCUUAUAUUAUAUUUAUUAUAAAAGUGCUCAAGAAAGUACAAACUGAUAGUUUUGUGUUAAAAACUGAUUCCAUGCAUUAUACAAAUUUGAACUCUGAAAGGUUGUUUAUCAUAGCUUAGUGUUGUCAAUUUGGCAUUUUAAUCUCAAGUGCAAAGACCACAUUGUUUAAAUUUUGGUUAUUUCCUGAUAUAAGGAUUUAACUCUUUCAAAUGGGUCUGAUAUUAGGUCUGUUUUUUUUUUUUUUAAUUUGCAUGUUUAAAUUUAAACAUAGUAAGUUAAUUGAUGCAGGAUUUAUGGUGUACCAAAUAAUGUUCUAGUAAUGAAGUGAUUGUUAUAUUUUGUUACAUUUGUUGCCAAUAAAAAAUUUACACAUGUUAAAAUAGCUGUUUAACAGUUUUCACUGAACAAUUACUCUUUACUCCUUGUUUAACUGACCCCAUCUGCAGGUCUGUUUUAAUUCACCUUAUGUCCAUUUGUGUGCUUUAAUUUCCCACU